AUGGCGCCAAUUAUAGGAAUGACAAAAUUCCCAACACUGUGGGUUUCAACCGACUACAAGGGCGCUUCAAGACGGAAUACUAGUGGAUUUCAAGACCGACUACAGAAGCAAGACCUCUCCGAAGUCACCUCCAGUGCGCGCCUCAUAACCAGGCUCCCUCGCUCCUAUGUAAACCCCAAAUCUCAAACACUUUAUCCGAGGCAGUCCCAAAGCAACACACCAAAGAACCUCCACCCGAAGCAGCCCACCCAAAAAAAACCCCACCUAACAAAAAAAGGCAACCCGCCCAAGCACGCCGCCAAACCCCCGCCAGGCCACGGCAUCGGGCACGUGCCCCCGCGUCACGUGCGCGCGAAAAACCCACCGAAAACCGCACGCGAAACUCGAGCGCUCCUGGCGCCUAACGCCCAGCUUGUCUUCUUGCACCCCCCAUUUUCCACGCCCCACGCCCCGAAAAUGUCGUUGAAAAUGCCAUCCGCGCCCAACACCGGGCUUUUCAAGCAAGGCUACUCGUCGUAUUCCGCGGCCGACGGCGCCACGGUGCGCAACAUCGAGGCCGUGCGCGAGGUCUCGUCCAUAGUGCUCACGUCCAUGGGCCCCAGCGGCAGAAACAAGAUUUUGGUCAACAAGCACGACCGCACGUUUGUGACCAACGACGCGGCCACGAUCGUGAACGAGUUGGACAUCGUGCACCCCGCGGUCAAGAUGUUGGUCAUGGCGUCCAAGCAGCAGGAGUUCGAGAUGGGCGACAACACCAACUUGGUGCUUAUUUUGGCGGGCGAGUUGCUAGAUAUCAGCGAGCGCUUGCUCGUGGCCGGCUUGAGCGUGCCGGAGAUCGUGCAGGGCUUCAACUUGGCCAACACGCACGUGCAGGCGACGAUGCCCGACUUGGUGGUGGCGCGGGUCGAGAACGUGGUGGACGAGGCGGAGCUCACCAAGGCGAUCCGCCCCGUGAUCGCCGCCAAGCAGUACGGCGUGGACGCGGCCAUCGCCGCGCUCGUGGUGGCCGCGGUGCGCUUGAUCCUCGACCCGAAGCGGCCGCAGGCGUUCAACAUCGACAACGUGCGCGUGGUCAAGAUCAUGGGCUCGUCCUUGCGCGGCCUGGAGGUGGUCAAGGGCAUGGUGUUCCCGCGGGCGCCGGAGGGCCACGUGCAGCACGUGCGCGAGCGCUCCAAGGUGGUGGUGUUCACGUGCCCGAUCGACAUCUCCACCACCGAGACCAAGGGCACGGUGUUGCUCCACAACGCGCAGGAGAUGUUGGACUUCUCCGCCGGCGAGGAGCAGCAGAUGGACGCGGUGUGCGCGGAGAUCCGCGCCGCGGGCGUGCGCGUGGUGGUGGCGGGCUCCAGCGUGGGCGACCUCGCGCUCCACUACUUCAACAAGCACGGCAUCCUCGUGUUGAAGGUGCCGUCCAAGUUCGACGUGCGCCGCGUGUGCCAGGUGUGCGGCGCCACGCCGUUGCCGCGCUUGGGCGCGCCGUUGCCCGAGGAGAUGGGCGCCGUGGACGUGAUCGAGACGCGCGAGAUCGGCGGCGACCGCGUGACCGUGUUCCGCCAGGACGCGGCGCUGGCCUCGCGCACGGCCACCAUCGUGCUCCGCGGCGCCACGCAGACCAGCAUGGACGACAUCGAGCGCGCCAUCGACGACGGCAUCAACGCCAUCAAGGGCUUGGUCAAGGACAACCGGCUCUUGCCGGGCGCCGGCGCGGUCGAGGCCGAGUUGGUCAAGCGCGUCACGCAGUACGGCGAGCGCACGCCCGGCUUGAUGCAGCUCGCCAUCAAGAACUACGCCAAGGCCUUCGAGGUCGUGCCGCGCGUGCUCGCGGACACCGCGGGCUUGGACGCCACCGCCGCGUUGAGCCAGUUGUACGCGGCGCACGCGCCCGCGGACGGCCUGGGCUUGCUGUGCGGCAUUGACAUUGACGGCGACGCGGAGAACUGCUUGGUCGACGUCGCGGCCGCGGGCAUCUACGACCUCUUGGCCGCCAAGCUGUCUGCGAUAGCGCUUGCCACGGAGGCCGCGUGCACCAUCUUAUCCAUCGACCAGAUCAUCAUGGCCAAGCGCGCCGGCGGGCCGCAGAUGCCGCAGCAGCGCCGGCCGGGCAACUGGGACCAGGAGGACUAG
Messenger RNA from Metschnikowia bicuspidata var. bicuspidata NRRL YB-4993, 2124 nucleotides. RefSeq names its product chaperonin-containing T-complex subunit (gene CCT8). Gene Ontology annotation, biological process: protein folding. The transcript has 3 exons. Gene Ontology annotation, cellular component: chaperonin-containing T-complex. The record is from RefSeq and is a predicted model, not a curated record. Gene Ontology annotation, molecular function: ATP-dependent protein folding chaperone; ATP hydrolysis activity; ATP binding. Bases 1 to 2124 code for a protein of 707 amino acids. NCBI's taxonomy places the organism in Eukaryota, Fungi, Ascomycota, Pichiomycetes, Serinales, Metschnikowiaceae.